AUGUCAGGUUUAAACUACCUGAAAUCCCCAGGACACUUUGCCGAACUUUUCAUACGAGGAGAGGAUAACUGUGAAUCCGGUAACGAAUACAAUGGUGAAUAUAUGGGUGCCCGGAUAUCUGCCGUUUUUGUUGUGUUGGUAGCUUCCGCUUUUGGAGCUUUCUUCCCUGUUUUAUCAUCUAAAUAUUCAAUGAUACGGAUGCCUCCUAUCUGCUUCUUUGUUGCAAAGUUUUUUGGUAGUGGUGUUAUUGUAGCCACUGCUUUUAUACAUUUAUUGAGUCCGGCAAGUGACAACUUGUCAAACGAUUGUCUUGGAUAUCCUUUUGAUAUUUAUCCAUUUGCUUUUGGUAUUUGUCUAAUCGUUUUGAUGUUGAUGUUUUUCUUAGAAUUGAUUGCUUACAGAUGGGUGGAAGCAAAAAUUGCUAAACAAAGCCUUGAUGCAAAUGCUCCGCAUUCUCAUUCACAUUUCGGUGAUCCAAAUAUGUACGUGAUCAAUAUAGACAACGCGAAGCAAAACCAUAACCACCAACAUGAUCAUUCACAUAGUCAUGAAAAUGAGAGCUCAGAUAAUGAAGAAGCUCAUCUUCACGUGCAUCCUCAUGGUCAUGCUGAAAAUGAAAUAGAAGUGGUCCAUUUCAGCAAGGAUCAUGCCCACAUUCAUCAAACUCACAAUCAUCUUGCACAUACUCACUCUGACACUUCCAGUGGAGAUGGUUUACGUAGAGAAACACUUGAAAUUACAUAUAGUGAUAUGUCUGCUUCCAAAACCGAAAAAAUGGGGUCAAUACUUACAGAUGAUGACAGCACUGCUGAUAUUGAUGUCGAAAAGCAAGCUUCAGAGUCUUUGGCUGAUUAUUCUGCGCAGAUAUUAAACGUGUUUAUUCUUGAAUUUGGUAUUAUCUUUCACUCUAUUUUUGUUGGGUUAACUCUUUCAUGUUCGGGAGAUGAAUUCGUCUCCCUAUACAUUGUUGUUGUUUUCCAUCAAAUGUUUGAGGGCCUAGGUCUAGGUACCAGAGUUGCUACCGUCGAUUGGCCAAAGUCAAAACGUUGGACUCCAUGGUUGUUAUGUCUAGGUUAUUCUUUGAGUACGCCAAUUGCAAUAGCAAUUGGAAUUGGCGUUAGAAAUUCGUAUCCUCCAAACAGUAGACGUGCUUUAAUUACAAACGGGGUUUUUGAUUCAGUUUCAGCGGGUAUUCUAAUAUACACCGGGUUGAUUGAAUUGAUGGCACAUGAAUUUUUGUUUAGUGAUGAGUUCAAGGGUGAAGGAGGAUUCAAGAGAAUGAUUUGGGCUUAUCUCGUUAUGUGUGUUGGUGCAGGUUUAAUGGCAUUGUUGGGAAGAUGGGCAUGA
This is a messenger RNA of Pichia kudriavzevii, 1347 nucleotides long. RefSeq lists its product as uncharacterized. Gene Ontology annotation, cellular component: plasma membrane. Gene Ontology annotation, biological process: zinc ion import across plasma membrane. The record is from RefSeq and is a predicted model, not a curated record. The coding region runs from base 1 to 1347 and encodes 448 amino acids. The transcript has a single exon. NCBI's taxonomy places the organism in Eukaryota, Fungi, Ascomycota, Pichiomycetes, Pichiales, Pichiaceae. Gene Ontology annotation, molecular function: low-affinity zinc ion transmembrane transporter activity.